AUGGCACCGUCGACACCACGGCUGCGAGUACUCUCAGUUGGUGGGAAUCCGCUCUCAGCAUUUCUCUCAUGGCGGCUACAAGCAACACAUUCCUGCGACGUGACGCUUGUGUGGAAAACUACCUACGAGACCGUGUCCCAAUACGGCGUGUCUUUCAAAUCGAGCAAGUACGGAAAUGAGAGGUUCAAGCCACAUGCAGUGGUCCGAACACCCGAGGAGGCCAGCACUAUGGCCGGUGGGUUUGACUACGUGCUCCUUUCGGUCAAGGCUCUGCCCGAUGUCUACGAUCUUGCCUCGAUUAUCGAAUCUGUCGUCACUCCGCAACAUACCUGUAUCCUAGUCAACACUACGACCGCUCUCGGAACUGAGGCCUAUCUUGAGACGCGGUUCCCAACGAAUGUGGUGUUGUCCCUGGUCUCCGGUAUAGCGUUGAGUCAGCUCGGCAGCAGCGAGUUUGAGCACACCGGUGGGUCGGAUAUCUGGGUGGGCUCAGCUAUAGAAAAUGCGAACGUCCCCCAGAGCAUCCAGUACGAUAUGGCCGAAGCACUUGCUUUAACGUUAGCAUCUGGCAGUGUCGAUUGCCAUGUGUCUCUUAAUAUCCGUCAACAGCAAUGGGAGCGGGUACUUGGGCCCAUCGCUUUCCACCCUCUCAGUGUCUUGAUGGAUUGUCCCAACACCACGGCACUCAUGGAGAGGCCCGGCUGCAAGCAACUAAUUAAUGACUUAAUCGAUGAACUCCUCAGGGUUGCAACGGCUCAGAAAUGCACCUUCCCCGCCGACUUCAAACAGAAGUCGAUCGAACAACAGCUGAGCGCAGCUUCGGCUACCAAUAUCAUGUACCAGGAUUUUGCAGCCCGUCGACCUUUGGAGAUCGAGACCUUCCUGGGCUCACCGAUAAAGGCUGCCAGAGCUUUGAAUGUUCCGACUCCGCACCUCAAUACCCUAUACCCAAUUCUUAGCCAUAUAAACCAGCAGAAUCAACUGAAACAACAACCACUGUCUUCGCCAGGGCAGAAUUCGAGACCUGUACCACCAUCACAGAGACUUCCCCCGGGGCCACAUGGACAAGGACGAGGACCACCGCCGAGAGGACCCCCUCCUGGCAGUCGCGGAGGGCUGGAUCCCUCGAUGGCUAGACGUGGACCCCCAUCGCAGCGUGGUAUGCCACCGAACGGGCACCGUCCUCCUCCAGGGGCCAAUGGAGAUUUUGCGCGUCCGGAACUUUCCCGUCGGAAUUCUUUUGACGAUGAUCUGGAGGAGGAAUUUGGCCACAUUGCACUUUACGAUGACAUGGUCGACGGCAUCGAAGCACCGCCGCCGCCUCAAGAUGAUUUCCAGAGGAGAGGACCGCCACCGCACCCGAACGCAGCCGAGCUUGCCCUUAGGGAACGCGAGAUGGCGUUACGCGAACGCGAGCAGAUGCUGAGGGAACAAGAGAGAGCGGCGGCGGCUCGUCAGCAUGGAGGAGGAGGGGGGCGGAGGAAGAUGCCUGUCAGCAAGAGCAGGAGUAUGUAUGGAGAUGAUGAGGAGGAUGACGAUUUCGAUGUCGAUGUCAACCCACCACCGAUGCCGCCGGUUGACGUCGAUAACUUCGAUAUGAUGAGCGUCACUUCCCGAAGAACCCGACGGGUGGCUAGUGCGAGUCAGCGAAACAUUCCGGAGGUACCCAUGGCGCCGUCCCGGGGCCGUCUCUCUCUCAUGUCUCGCAAUAACCGCAACCGUGCUAGCGCUGCUAGUGCGAGGUUGAUGAGUGACGUGCCGGGACUACACGACCCCCUUACAGACACCGCGUUGCUGGGAUAUUCCUCGAACAGAUACGGAAACGUUGACCGAGCGGCCAUGACGAGCACAUCUCGGGCAAACUCGAUGUCUUCGCAACGAGUAGACAUGAGCGACAUCCGGGACAGCCAUGCGUUCGGUGGCGGCGCGUAUCCCCCGAUGCCUAACGGUAACGGUGGUGGCGGUGCAUACCCUCCUAUGCCGAACGGUGGCGGCGGCGGUGCAUACCCUCCUAUGCCGAACGCCAACGGUAAUGGCGCAUACCCUCCGAUGCCGAAUGCCCGUCGAAUGAGCUCAUCCCCGGCCGUAACCCAUACCAACGGAUACGGCCCGCGCAAUGGCCACCCUCAGGGAGGAUACCGUCCUGAUGGCCCCAACAACCGUCCGCCUCCCAAGAACCCCGGUCAAAACGGAUAUCCGCAUCAGGUUGAGCAGCACGUCUCUGAUGGGGUAAGACAACCUCCAAUCAUGAAAGGCCCACCGAGUAACACGGUUCGAAGUACUACGGGUAGCGCUAGUGCGAGCCUAGAUAGCGGAAGCGCGUCCACCGGCGGAGAGACAUCGGCGUAUAGCAGCUCGAGCAGCUUAGAGAAACGGAUACCCAACGGGGUGGCUGUUGCAUAA
This is a messenger RNA of Tricharina praecox, 2403 nucleotides long. RefSeq names its product ketopantoate reductase PanE/ApbA C terminal-domain-containing protein. The record is from RefSeq and is a predicted model, not a curated record. The transcript has 5 exons. Bases 1 to 2403 code for a protein of 800 amino acids. Gene Ontology annotation, cellular component: cytoplasm. Lineage: Eukaryota; Fungi; Ascomycota; Pezizomycetes; Pezizales; Pyronemataceae. Gene Ontology annotation, molecular function: oxidoreductase activity.